This is a messenger RNA of Perca flavescens (yellow perch), 2008 nucleotides long. RefSeq names its product nuclear factor 7, brain-like. The record is from RefSeq and is a predicted model, not a curated record. The coding region runs from base 278 to 1462 and encodes 394 amino acids. Gene Ontology annotation, molecular function: protein binding; zinc ion binding. NCBI's taxonomy places the organism in Eukaryota, Metazoa, Chordata, Actinopteri, Perciformes, Percidae. The transcript has 2 exons.
UUGGUCUAGUGGGAGGGGCUUAACAUAUAUAAGCCUCUGGCCACCUGAGCAUGGAGCUCCUUCUGAGAGUGUCUAUGAUCCAGACAGGUAAUGUGAAAUGAUAUGGCUGCAGUGAGCUGUCCCCUGUGAUGUCUGCACUGGAACCAAACUGAAGGCCCUGAAGUCCUGCCUGGUGUGUCUGGUCUCCUACUGUGAGACUCACCUGGAGCCUCAUCAGACCACGUCAGGCCUGAAAAGACAUCAGCUGAUCGACCCUGUGGAGAACCUGGAAGGCAGGAUGUGUACGGAGCACGAUAAACCUUUGGAGCUGUUCUGUAAGACCGACCAGACAUGUGUCUGCAUGCUCUGCACUGUUUUAGACCACAAGAUGCAUGAUGUUGUUCCUCUGAAAGAAGAAUAUGAAGGAAAGAAGGUAGAGCUGGGGAAGACAGAGGCUGAAAUUCAUCAGAUGAUCCAGAAGAGACGACUGAAGAUUCAGGAGGUCAAACAUUCAAUCGACCUGAGUGAGGAAGAUGCAGACAGAGAGAUAGCAGAAUGCGUUCAGGUCUUCACUUCUCUGAAGGAGUCUGCUGACAGGGGCCAAGCCAAUCUCAUCAAAACAAUAGAAGAGAAGCAGAAAAUAACAAAAAGAAAGGCUGAAGCUUCCGUCAAAGAGCUGGAACAGGAAAUCUCAAAGCUGAAAAAGAGAAGAACAGCGGUGGAGCAGGUGUUGCGCUCUGAAGACCACCUCCAUCUUCUCCAGAGUGUCCAGUCACUAAACACCAACCACUCUCCACCCACCAAGGACUGGAUAGAGGCAAGCGUCCAUCCAUCAUCAAAUGAUGUGGUGAAAGCUGUGGUUCAGCUGGAGGAGACACUCAGUAAACCGAUUAAGAAGCUGCUCCCUGAGUCUGAGAUGAAGAGGGUCCAUCAGUAUGCAGUGGAUGUGACUCUUGAUCCUGAUACAGCACAUCCUAAUCUCAUCCUGUCUGAUGAUGGGAAACAAGUGAAUAUUGGUGAUGUGAGGAAGAAUCUCCCAGACAACCCAGAGAGAUUUUCUGAGUGUGCGAGUGUUUUAGGAAAACAGAGUUUCUCUUCAGGAAGAUUUUAUUUUGAGGUUCAAGUUAAAGGAAAGACUAGAUGGGAGUUAGGAGUGGCCAGAGAGUCGAUCAACCGGAAGGGAAGCAUCACACUGAGCCCUCAGAAAGGUUACUGGACGAUAGUGUUGAGAAAUGAGUACAAAGCUGCUAAUGUCCCUCCAGUCCUUCUCUCUCUGAAGUCUCCUCCUCAGAAGGUGGGGGUGUUUGUGGAUUAUGAGGAGGGUCUGGUCUCCUUUUAUGAUGUAGAUGCUGCAGCUCUUAUCUACUCCUUUACUGGCUGCUACUUUACUGAUAAACUCUUCCCAUUCUUCCAUCCUAGUAGUAAUGAUAGUGGUAAAAACUCUGCCCCUCUGAUCAUCAUCUCUCCUGUCAGAGUAAACUAAUCCCUGAUCUCACUUCAAGUAUUUUCAAUCAAGGGAACAAAUUUACAUUCAUAUAUUUUUCAUCUCAUUUUCAACAGACUGUUUCCUAUGGUGACUGAUUUACACUUUAUUGCAUUUAUCAUAUGGUUAAAUGUGCAGCAAUUCUUUGCAAAUUGAAUCAAUCUUCAUAUUGACAUAUUUCGUGUCUUUAGAAACUGAUUUCUUUUGGAAGUUAUAAAUGUCUGUGGCUUUAACGGAGGUUUAAAUAGUUGUCCAAAAAACAUGUCAUGAUGCAUCAAAUUAAUGUUGAUGAAUUAUGACUGGAAACAAAGCAAUUGCAGAUAUCCACAAAUGGAGAAAACAACACAAAUGUUUUUAUUUUUCAUUUUCAAUAUCUAAAAUUAAAGGUAAAGUGCCAAUCUGAUGGGCCACUUACGAUCUUAGAGCUAUAUGGUGUAAAUUGGUUGUCUGAUGUUUUUAGUUGUUCUAUUCCUCAAUGAGACCGGACAGAGUCUGAAUUAUUGUGGCAUAAUUGCAGAAAUAAAGUUUGUUUGUUGAGACCAAGAA